Molecule: messenger RNA, 1353 nt
Organism: Penicillium pulvis
Lineage: Eukaryota; Fungi; Ascomycota; Eurotiomycetes; Eurotiales; Aspergillaceae
Exons: 1
Coding region: 1-1353 (450 amino acids)
Source: RefSeq, a predicted model, not a curated record
AUGCCGUUUAUUCAGACUAAGCCCGGCCAGUACGAGCGGCCUUUGGAUGACCUUGAAAUAUUCCAUCGAACUAUCGGUGCCACGGGUGCCACUUUUCAAAAGCAACAAUAUUUCAUCAUUUGUGUCAUCAAGCUUCGCAAUAAACCCGAGGUACCUGAUUUGAAGCAAGCGUGGAAGGCUCUGCGACACCUCCAUCCACGGAUCGCAACCGUUAUCGACGAGACAGGUACCGUGUGCAGAUAUACAGUCCCUACUCCAGAAGUCAUGGAUCAAUGGCUCGAGGAGACUUUUAUCGUCCAUCCAGAAGCUGAAUAUAGUGCCGCUUCCGCUGAGAGAUUAUGUCUAAGCCUUCCUCCAUCUCCGUUUUUCAAACUUCACUGGGUACCUGCAUCGCAAGAGCUUAUGUUCCGGACGCCGCAUUGGCGCACAGAUGGUGCGGGCUUGAUGCUGCUUCAAGAUGCUUUCUUUAGGAUUUUGUCCUCACCAGCUGUAGAUGUCGUCUUCGAUGGAUCUGAAAUCUCGCGCCUUCCACCGACGAUGAACGAUUUACUCUUUUCUGGCCUUAAGGUUACAGAGGAGACCAAAAAGGCUUUUGAUGCUGAGUGGCAAGUGGUUUUUGAUCCCAAGCCAGUGAGUUGGGUCAAACACGCUUUGCCUGAUACGAUCCCAGGAUUUACAGCUCGGCUCAGCCACCGAUUCUCCAAAGACGAGACUACGCAGAUGAUCACUGCGAUCAAAGAACGUGGGAUUACCGUUACGAAUGCUGUGGCAAGUGCUUUCAUGGUCGCAGCCGUCCGUCAUUCGACCCCCGAAGAUGGCCGCUUGAUAAUAUUGAACCCUUUUAAUCUUCGGAGAUACCUCCCGGCUCCUUGGGAUGGCGCAGCGGGUGCAGGCGCAGCGUACCAUACAGGUAGACUCCAGAGUUUUAACAUAGAGGAUGGGAAGGAUUACGAGUCUGCUUGUCGGGCUGUUACCGAAUUUUAUAGUCGAGGCAUUAAAGAUGCAUUCAGCUUUAUGCCGUUGCUUAUCCAAGCUCUUACUUCUAUGGUGGAUACUCCCGCUGAGGUUGCCAAUUCAGGAAAUGGGACAGCAUCUCCAGAUUUGAGCCAGUUUGGCCUCGUUGAUAGUAUACUUCAGACUUCUUAUGAGGGACCGAGAUAUAUCGUUGAGAUUGAGGACUGGUGGGCGGGUGUCGACCUCAUAACCAAGAAACUGCAAGGAUAUACGUGGACGCGUGAUGGUCAGCUACACCUCACUACUCAUUUCAAUGAAGCAUUCUAUCCAGUUGAAACUAUCGAGGAAUUUUUUGAAGAUUGGAAGUCAAUCAUUAUCAAGGAAUUCCUUCAUCAAUGA